CACUAACUUACCUAGUAGCCACAUACGCAAAGUGACUCCACAUUGUCCAACCUUGGAUAUUCCAGUCUGUUUUACUGCUAAAAUACCCUUUUACCCUACCCUUGCAGUGUUCAAAGUUCUUCUACCGCUUUCCUGGAUUUCACCAUGUCUGUUACCACUCUCCCCCCGGAACUUGUCAUUCAAAUUUGUGGAUACCUGGAGCUAGCCGAUUGGUGCGCCCUUCGCCUGACCUGCAAGACACUCUUUCUUCAAUUGCUGGAAGCUUUCGCUGACUCGUCAUUCCGCACAAUAUGGGUGCUGGUGACAAGUGAGAGUCUUAGCCGCUUGGCAGCGGUUGCUGGGAACGCAAAUCUUCGCACGCGCGUGAAGGAUAUCUGCAUAGUCCCUAUUCUAUCGGAAGAAACACUUGAGGAAGAGAGCUCGCGCCCGCGCAACAUAUCUGGAGCGCCAAAAAGCACACCUGUCUGGACCGCUAUACAUGGACAGGAAUCUCUGACCGGUGCUGAACUCUGCAGCCGUUCCACCGCCUACCAGGCUAUUGUGGCGGAUCAUCGGAUACGCCGGCUCCGUAAUCAGCUACCCUGUGUCAUGGAAAUUGCCUCUGCCAGGUUCCCGGGGCCUUUGAAGAAAGUGGCGGGCAAUACACAUGCAAGGGCUCUUGCGGCGAUAGUAAAUGGUAUCGUCAUAGGAAAGCCAGAACUCCGGAGAUUCGAGACGUGCGACAGUCGCCACUGUGGCGUGUCGGCACAGGAUCUGAUAGCCCUCACGACGACAAAACCGAAGUACAAAGGUUUCCUAAUCCUGUUACGGAACCUCGAAGCCCUCCAUCUGUGCCUGUGUAACGCGGACAAAGUGCCCGCCAGUCAAGGUAACGACGAUCGUCUGCAGGAUGCACUAGAGAUGGUGGAAACCGCUGCACCCAGCUUACAGACCCUCAUCUUCUCGCUCUCUUGCGCCCCAUUCAAGCACCUCUCGCCACGCACUUUCUCCCAGUUAUCGCAGCGCGUUCACUUUACGCGGCUAGUGGAGCUUGAAAUCCGUGACAUUGAUUUCACUCGCGGUGACCUUCAAGCAUUCCUCCGCUCCGCUACAACCACUCUCCAGCGUCUUAUCUUAUACAAGGUAAGCCUGGUCGACACUAUCACGCCCGCCUCUUCCUGGGAUCACCGCGCCCCUUAUGUCGACCGAAGGCAAUGGCGUAAAGACUACAAGUCAGAGAUCGGACUUCGGUGGCGGGCAGUUUGGGAAGACCUUCGCCACGAUCUCCUCUCACUCCGGUAUCUCCGCAUGGACACGCUGUUAUUCUGCGGCCAUAUGAUCGAGUUCAAUGAUCCUCCGCGGAGCCUCAAUAUACAACGACAGCAGGCACGCCGUAUUUACACUGUCACUUUCGAAGCUGAUCACGCCCAUACCACAUUGAGUGAAUGGAUCAGCGAUCUCAAGCCUACUCCGUCCGAGACGGUCUUUGCCCGGGCGACCGGCGGAGGUGCCUUCGACUCCCUAUUUUCGCCGUGA
This is a messenger RNA of Aspergillus aculeatinus CBS 121060, 1515 nucleotides long. RefSeq names its product F-box protein. NCBI's taxonomy places the organism in Eukaryota, Fungi, Ascomycota, Eurotiomycetes, Eurotiales, Aspergillaceae. The record is from RefSeq and is a predicted model, not a curated record. Gene Ontology annotation, molecular function: protein binding. The coding region runs from base 145 to 1515 and encodes 456 amino acids. The transcript has 3 exons.